AUGGAUAAAGACAAACAUGCAAUAUGGACCAAAAAAAUCCAGAAGAUACGUUGUACUGUUUCGAAUACAACACAGUUACUCACCCGACUUCACGCUGAUAUUAAAGAGCGAAGUGAACGAUGGCCUUUUGGUGAAAAGUCGUUUCAAAAAGCCGCAACGAUUACCUCCGAAUGGUAUCAUUUAUUUCUUCUAGCAAUCAGUCAUCAACCUCAAUGUAUUGAAAAAUCUUAUCGUGAAAUGCUCGACGAAUGUCGAAUUUACUAUAAGAACAAUCAUUAUAUGCUCAAACAAAUUGACGAUUUCGCACAAAAUUGCAACUCUUAUAGUGCAAUUCGUGAAUAUACAAGAGAUAGUUUUCUUUAUCGCAUUACCAAUCGUGCUUUACGCACACAAAAUAUGGAAAUUAUCAAGAAAUUUAGUCCAUUUAUCACGGAUCUACAUUCUCAAUUACAUGAAAAUUAUCGAGAGUAUUAUAAUUCCAAAAUAUAUCCAAUGCGUGCCGUGUAUCGAGGACAACUUUUGAGCGUCGAUGAACUUAAAUACCUUCGUUCAGUUUGUGAAUCGACAAAUCCCGUUAUUAAGUUGACGACAUUUGGUUCUGCAUCACUCGAUCCUGAAGUUGCAAUGAAUUUUGUAGCUUUUUCAAACGAUCGUAUUCCUUGCUUAUUUGAGAUUAUUAUAACCGACGAGUACAAGAUAGAAGAAAGCGAUGCAUUGGAUGUUACACAAACGUUUGCAAAUAUUUCCUCAUUAUCAAACAUUCCAGAUGAGCAAGAAGUGCUCUUUUCUCUUCUAACACAUUUUCGUGUGAAAGAUAUCGGUGAUCUAUUUGAUCACCCUUAUGGUCGAUGGGUGCCAAUUACACUCGAGCUCAUCAAUGCUAAGACGAGACACUAUGCUUAUACUCAACUGCAUUUUAUCCAAUGCAUCAAAGAGGAAAAAAAUCCACAACAUUAUGCCGAUAUUUUAAAUGUUUUAAAGGUGAUGACCGAAGAUGAAGUGAGAUUCAAUAAUAUGAAUUGGAAAAAAUGGUGGUCAAUUUCCGCAAAACAAUGGGGAACAGAUGCAGCACGUGAUCAGCCGCUACUUCUAACAUUAUAUCAAUGUUUUAGGAAUGAUAAAUAUUAUUCGAGAAAAGCAAUUGAAAUGCACAAAGACAUUCUACGUUCUGUUCCUAGUGUCGAAUCAAAUCAGUCAUCUUUUUCCUAUCUAUUUAAAGAAUUUAAGAUUUGGCAGGAGAUACCUACGAAAUGUAUUGCCCUAUACGAACAAUAUUUAAAACAAUUUUGUACUUCGAAUACAAUGGAAACCGUUGAAUGUCUCUAUUAUGCUGGACAAACUUAUGAAAGAAUUUGUGAUAAAGAGCGCGCAUUAGAAUGUUAUGAAACAGUUCUUGCACUGGAUGAGUCCAACAAGUUCCAAAAGAAUAUUAAAAUACAACAGCAGAUAAAAAAAUUAAAAAAGCCUUCUAAAACAGAUCGAAUGGUGAACAAUGAAUGCACAGCAGUGGUAAAAGAUACUGACAAAGAAUUUUCAAGAAGGUAUGAAGUAGAGCAAGAGCAAACAUCAGCUUACCGUAAUAUCAAGAGUAGCGUUGCUUACAAGUCUUCUAUAGAAAGUCGUCUAGAACGACUCUUGCAAUAUCUUAUAUAUCGUGAGGAGUGGUAUGAUGCGGCUGACUCAAAGAUUAUUCUUCGUUUACCAUACGAAAAUACUCCGGAUCUGUCGGUUAACGAUUAUCGCUCCUAUUUUUUAUCUGCUGUAGAAAGACAUAUAUCCUCGAGUAUUACAACAACGGACGCAACUAACAAUCAUUCUCUUUCUCUCUGGCGUUAUCAAAAAUAUAUGCAUGAAUGGACUUUGUUCAAAGCAUUAGAGAAAUUUUUACAACCAUUUAAAAAGAAAUCAAAAUGUAUUAGCAACCGCAUUCUUCCUCGACUUGAGCGAUUUCUAAAAAAACUUAGCGUGCUCACUACCCUAUGUACUGCUUAUAUAUGUAUUAAACAAAGAAGUGGCAAAAUUAACGUGAAUAAAGUUCAAUUUAUCAACCUCACAAACACAAAAACGAGACAACUCAUUUUCUUCGAUCUUGGUGAUGGCGACCUACUAGAUGGCCUUGAAGCACUUGAAGAAAAAAGUUCAGCUGUUGAAGAAACCUCUAUCACUAUUCCAGAUCACAAAAGGCUGGUUCCAAUGGAACUUGGCGACUUUAUAUAAACAAUGGGGAGAGUGUAAUUUACAACUGAGCAUACCACGAUCGGUUUCGUCCUUGCUCAAGGGACUCCUCAGGUGGUUUAAGACAUUUUAAUUCGAUUAUAAUUAAGAAUCAAAUUAAAACCUCAUCUUGAGGGUGAGAGACUAGCUGUCGUUACGUAUUUCGAUCCAGCUACGGAUUUCAUCAGAUGGCUUUAAUCUCUAAUCCGAUUUAAUAAAGAAUCAAGUCGAGAAUAUUUUACUCUGUUACAAAUUCAGUACAAAACUAAAUUGUAAUGGUAAAAUUAUUUGGGAGUAGUGAGACUAGCUAUCAUGACGC
Rotaria sp. Silwood1 is the source of this 2533-nucleotide messenger RNA. The record is from the annotation of a GenBank genome assembly. NCBI's taxonomy places the organism in Eukaryota, Metazoa, Rotifera, Eurotatoria, Philodinida, Philodinidae.